CCACGGUAAAACACGGGCAUCGCUCGCGCUACAAACUAUACGGUAGAUUUAUUGUUGAAAAAGCUAUCAUGUGCGAUUCAUAUGGACCAGAUCCGGGAACGGGCGGAGCAACGACGGAUGAUUCCGACGCGGCCGGAUUUCUGCACAAAGUUCUGCGUUUGCUGGAGAAUGAGAACGUGCUUGGCACGCGUGCACGUCCGUGCGCCAGCGUGGUCGACUUUGAGCACCCGCAAGAAUUGAAGAACAGUCUGCAGCUGGAAAUUGGAGUGCUGCCUGAACGCGAUGAUACACUGUUGCAGAUGUGUCAGGAAGUCCUCAGGAUGAGUGUGAAAACAGGUCAUCCCUAUUGCUUCAUUGGUUCAGGAGUGGACAGCCACGCACUUGGUGGUUCCUGGAUUGGCGAGGCACUUCACACUAACAUAAUCCACCCUUUUGAGCAUGCUCCUGUCUUCAUUGUAAUGGCAAAUGUGCGGGCAGAACUCUUGUCAUUGGAUCAUCGCUGCGUACACCCUCUGUGUUUGGCGACAGCGCGGGCAGGCCAUGAUGGCUCCUGGUAA
Messenger RNA from Priapulus caudatus, 557 nucleotides. RefSeq names its product cysteine sulfinic acid decarboxylase-like. The transcript has 4 exons. Bases 69 to 557 code for a protein of 162 amino acids. Lineage: Eukaryota; Metazoa; Priapulida; Priapulimorpha; Priapulimorphida; Priapulidae. The record is from RefSeq and is a predicted model, not a curated record. Gene Ontology annotation, molecular function: carboxy-lyase activity. Gene Ontology annotation, cellular component: cytoplasm.